AAACCCAUGCCCGCCCCUCCCUCGCCGGCCGGCCUGUGUGCCCCAAUAAGCAGCAUCAACGUUCAAUAUAAUGCUGUUAAGCUGUGAUUGAUAAGGUUACGAUGGUCAUGUAUUUCCGCCUGUCUUUCAGUGCCUUUAACGGGGGUCGUACUUAGAGUGAAGAAUGAUGAAGAAGAAGCCUCCAGCACCGUGACGGCGUGACGUUUGCCUGGAGGGAAGACAUCCGUGGUGAUUACUGCCCCGGCGAACCGUGUGCUCUGUUAGCAGGGAUGGCGGUGGGGUGGUGGCCGCUGCCUCGCCGCCUGGCUGGCAGGCUCAGCUGGCGGCAGCUCAGCACCAGGGCCUUCUUGGGGGCAGAGGCUAGCAGCAGUGAUGUGUGUGGCAAGGGUGGCGAUGGACAGACCUUCUUCAUCACAACUCCCAUUUUCUAUGUCAAUGACCGGCCACACAUCGGCCACCUGUACUCUGCCCUGCUGGCUGACGCUGCUUGCCGCUUCCAGCAGCUGCAAGGCAUGACGAGGGAAAGGACGCUCUUCUCCACUGGCACUGAUGAACAUGGCCUCAAGAUCCAGCGGUCGGCCGAGGCGGGGGGCCGGGAUGUGCAGAAGUUUUGUGACGUGGUCUCAGGGGAGUUUCGGUCACUAUUUGUGUCUGCCGAUAUAAGCUUCACCGAGUUUGUACGGACCAGUGAUUUAGAGCACUGUGCCACAGUGCAGCGAGUGUUCCGGGCGCUUGCUGAUGGUGGGCACCUGUACCGUGGGCGUUACCAGGGCUGGUACUGCUUGUCAGAUGAGGCUUUCCUAGGGGAAGGUGAGGUGCGGGAGGAGCAGCUGCCCAACGGUCAGACUGCCAUGGUGAGCAUGGAGAGCGGCCGCCCUGUUGAGUGGCACAGCGAGGACAACCACAUGUUUCGGAUGUCAGCCUUCCGUGGCGAGCUUCUGCACUGGCUGCGGGCGGAGGGGCGGGUGCGGCCGCAGCGGUUCCAGCGGCAGCUUGAGCAGUGGGUGUCUGAAGGGCUGCGGGACCUGUCAGUGUCCCGCCCAAGAGAGCGGGUGCCCUGGGGCGUGCCUGUGCCCGGGGAUGAGGAACACACUGUGUAUGUGUGGGUGGAUGCUCUUACCAACUACCUAACGGCAGCUGGUGGGUUCCCGGCGCCCCGCAUGUGGCCGCCAGAUGUGCAGGUGCUGGGUAAGGACAUCUUGCGGUUCCAUGGCCUGUGCUGGCCUGCCCUGCUGCUGGCGCUGGGCCUGGAGCCGCCGCGGGCCCUGCUGUGCCAUGGCCACUGGACCAUCGGCGGGCAGAAGAUGAGCAAGUCGCUGGGCAACGUGGUGGACCCUGGGGAGGCAGCGGCCCAGUACACGAGUGAGGGGCUGCGGUACCUGCUGCUGCGUGGUGGUGCCCCCCACGCUGACAGCCCCUGGGGCGGGGUGGGGGCUGGCCGCGUCCUCAAUGCUGAGCUGGGCAGCACGCUGGGCAACCUACUGAGUCGCUGUACCGCCCCGGCCCUUAACCCCAAGGGCCGGGUGCCGCCCCUGGACCUGGGCCUGCUGGAGGCCUCGGCGGCGGGUCAGCAGCUGGCGCGGCACCUUGCCAUGCUGCCUGAGACUGUGGCUGGACACUACACUGACUUCAACUUCCACCAUGGCAUUGAGGCGGCCAUGGCGGCGGUGCGGCAAGCCAACGCCUUCGUGCAGGAGGAGCAGCCGUGGACGCUGGCUAAGGAUGCCGCCAGCCAGCCACGACUUGACCUGGUGCUGCGGCUGUCCUUUGAAGCGCUGCGGUCAGCGGGUGUGGCGCUGCUGCCAGUGGUGCCGGGGCUGGCCACACGCUUGCUGGAUGACCUGGGUGUGCCACUGCCCCUCAGGACCUGGCCCAGCCUCGCCUUCGCCUUCACACAGCCACAGCAAGACUACCUCAGCACUGCCUUUACCCUCGGACCAAGGCGGAAACUGUUCCCGAGGAUCAAGCUGGAGUAGCAGUGCUGUGUUUGUGUGUAUGUGUGUGCAUUUUUUUUUUUUUUUUUUUUUUUUUUUUUUUGUGUGUGUGUGUGUGUGUGUGUGUGUGUGUGUGCACAGCUGUACAUAAGGAAAUUACUGCACAUGUAUUGAUUGCUUCAGUGUUCAGUGGCUGUACCAGAAGAAUAAAUUGAAUUAUGAUGUAUCUGGGCUGUCUGUCUAAACAAUCACAUGUUGCACAUUUAUUAUUUUAUAUACAUGACAGACUUAAUUUUUUUUAUUUGACAAUUAUUUACAAAUGCUAGGAUACAAGACCUAGAGGCAGAGUGUAUUAAAUCCAAUAUUCAUCAUGUCCUUAUUGCUUCAGAUUUGUUCGUGAGCGCACGUGUGUUUGUCAUUACUUUGCCUACCACCAUAAUGUUGUUAACCUUUUGCUGAAAACUAAAGUUGAGGGUUUACGCUACAGCUGCAAAUGGACUCACUGCUCAUCUCCAUCGUAUUGGCACUUGUUUAAGCCUCCGGUGGAUGAGAACUCGUUACUUUGCUGCCCAAAGAUCAAGUGUGAUAUCAGAUCUUUAGGUUAUUAGAAUAAAAGAAUAAUGUAAUAAGGAACAUUGAAGUUGAGAAUUUUAUUUAUUUAUACAUUUGUUUGUGCACUUACCUCUGUCAUCAGAUUAUACUCACCUUUAUGCUGCCCUCUUGACCUAAAGCUGAGUCCAGUAACUUAAAAUGGCAACAGGUUCACUUGGCUAAGUAAGUGUUUAUCCCCUUUAAGACCAUACAUCAGAUAUGACGGAAAACUAAAUAUAAUGAACGCUGGUGGUUGUCAGGGGCAUAAAUUUUGGACCAUUCUCGUUUUAGUUUAUGUAGUGGGCGGGAGAUUCCGUACCCUGACUUGCUGUGGUCUGAAAUGGUUCACCUGAGAUCCGUAGAGUUCACUGGUGUUGGGUUUCCUCUCCCUGCUGAUUAGAUGGAAGGAUUAACUGACCACGAUCACGAAGCAUCACGUUGUCACUUCUCACUUCAUCAUUAUCAUUAUUAUUGUUGUUAGUAUUAGCAGUAGUAGUAGUUGUGGUAGUAGUAUAAUAGUGGUGUAGUUGUAUGCAUAGUAGGAGCGGUGAUGGUAAUAGUUUGACGACUUAUUUUUAUUUAUAUAUAUACACAUUUACUCACUGCCUGCCAUGUUACCCUUCCAAUUUCUUCCCUCCUUACAUCCAUCCUUUCUUACAUCCUUCUUAUAUUCCUUCUCUUUUUCCUUUUCUUUCUUCCUUCUUUCCUUUAUUUCUUGCCGUCUUACCUUCCUUCCUUAUAUCUUUCUUCUUUACUCCUUUCUCUUUUUUCCUUUCUUCCUCCCUUCCUUCCUUCCAUCCCUUCUCCAUUCAAUUCCUUCCCUUCUUUUUUUUCCUUUCUUCCAUCUAUACUUCUUCCCUUCCUUUCUUAUCGUCUUACCAACGUUUUCUAACCCUUUUAUUUAUCUAACGUUUUUAUUAUUCUAUUUAUUUUCUUAUCCUGUUUAUUAUUUUUAACUUGACUUCGUGA
Molecule: messenger RNA, 3494 nt
Organism: Eriocheir sinensis (Chinese mitten crab)
Lineage: Eukaryota; Metazoa; Arthropoda; Malacostraca; Decapoda; Varunidae
Product: methionine--tRNA ligase, mitochondrial-like
Exons: 2
Coding region: 270-1976 (568 amino acids)
Biological process (GO): methionyl-tRNA aminoacylation
Molecular function (GO): ATP binding; methionine-tRNA ligase activity
Source: RefSeq, a predicted model, not a curated record